Molecule: messenger RNA, 1473 nt
Organism: Cantharellus anzutake
Lineage: Eukaryota; Fungi; Basidiomycota; Agaricomycetes; Cantharellales; Hydnaceae
Product: Alpha/Beta hydrolase protein
Exons: 8
Biological process (GO): medium-chain fatty acid biosynthetic process; medium-chain fatty acid catabolic process
Molecular function (GO): acetylesterase activity; monoacylglycerol lipase activity
Source: RefSeq, a predicted model, not a curated record
UCGCCAGAGACUGACGAGUCGACGAGACGGAUUUCUGUUGGAGAGUUUGUCCGAAGCUUUUGUCCAACACUCUUUAAGCGCUGGGAGCCCACAUGGUGGUUAAAUAGCGGCCAUUUGCAAACCUUUUGGAGCUCCGCGGGCGACUUUUCAGACGUCGAUGUCCUCAAGUUCGAUCGCACGCUACUUGAACUACCGGAUGGAGGUGUCAUUGGCGUCGACUUUUCCCAUCCGGAAGGAAAGGAAGAUCCCACAACUCCUAUCGUUGUAGUGUUACCUGGUCUCACUGGAGGUGUGUCAAUUUCCUUUCGAUUCUGUUCGCAAGCUUCUUAUGUGAGGAACCUACUCGCUAUUGUGACGGGUCGCCAAUCAGAAGGUGGGUUGGGCUAUCGGGGUGUAGUGGUUAACUCUCGGGGAUGUGAGUGCGGAAACGUCCCAUUACGCACACCUCAAAUGUCGGCAGGCUCACCGGAUGAUCUCUGUUCCAGUUUAUUAUAUAUUGCUUCCAUUUAUCCCAACGCACCAAUCUAUGCGGUUGGUUUCUCACUUGGAGCCACCGUUCUGGCUAAGUACCUCGGGCAAGAAGGGGAGCGUUCUCGAAUAAGAGCAGGAAUCGUUAUUGCUUGCCCAUGGGAUUUGCAGAAGAAUAGUAAUAUAUUGGAAUCCCGAUUUUUCUACCGCCGGGUAUAUUCCCGAGCCCUCGCGAAAUCUUACCUUGCCCUUCUCGACCGUUCUAUUGGUAUCAAUCCUCCUUCCUUUGUUGUUCCCGAUUCCCACUACCUAAAUCCGCACCUUUCAAUCAUUCGCACCAUCAAGCAGCCCACUUUCACCCAAGUUAACACCCACCUGACAUCUAUCAUUGGCGGUGCUCCCCCCGUCUUUCCGCAUGCAAGAGUGGAAGACUUUUACAAGUGGGCAAGUUGUGCGGAGGAUGUGCUGAAUGUCCGCGUGCCGUUGCUAUGCGUCAACGCUGAUGAUGACCCUAUUGUGAAAGAACUUCCCGAUAAUGAAGUGAAACAGAAUGAUGCUGGAUGGGUCACACUAGUCGUUACGAAGGGCGGUGGCCACUUGGGAUGGUUCGAGAAGGACGCAAAGAGGAGGUGGAUCACAAAGCCGGUUGUUGAAUGGUUGAAGGCUAUUAACGAGGAAGUGGUUUGGGAGGACGCCCCGAGUGCUUUGGAGGUGUCGUUGGAGAAGGUGAUCUCGAGUACCAGUGCUUCGUCGAGUGAUGGUGAUCGUACGGCAAUCGAGGCUGGGUUGACUGCCAGUCCCGGCUCAAGCGGGAUGUCAACUCCGUUGAGCCCUAGUCCCACGCUGAAUGGAGUUUCUACGCCAGCUGUACCUUCGAGCGGAGAGGAGAGGGGUAGCAAGUUCGUCAUGGCAUUGCCUGAUAACCAUCUCAUUGGAUAUAGGGUAUUAGCCACAGGGCUUGACCCUGAUCACACUACUAUCCCCGGUGGGUACGCGGGUUUGUAA